This is a messenger RNA of Trichomonas vaginalis G3, 531 nucleotides long. RefSeq names its product protein ubiquitination. Lineage: Eukaryota; Parabasalia; Trichomonadida; Trichomonadidae. The transcript has a single exon. Gene Ontology annotation, molecular function: protein binding. The coding region runs from base 1 to 531 and encodes 176 amino acids. The record is from RefSeq and is a predicted model, not a curated record.
AUGCAGCAAGAAUUUGACUUUUCAGAAUUCUUCGAUAAAAGCCUAGUGACUGAUUGCCUGAUUAAAUUCGAAGGUUCUUCAUCUGCUGAGAUCCGCGCACAUAAGUUAAUUCUCGCAAAUUCAUCAAAUUUCUUUUUCAAUAUGUUUACUGGCCAAAUGGACGAAGAGCGCACAGGAACUGUUAACUUAGUAUACAAUCCUGAUAAUCUUUUGCAAGAAGCUAUCCGUUGGAUGUAUAAUGGUAAAAAAUUCUAUGAAGACUAUGAUAUAGAAAAGCUCCUGAAGUUAUAUGCGGUUUCUGCAUUUUAUACAAUAGAAAAUCUUCAAAAUGAUCUUAAAACAGUGAUUUCUCAAAAAAUACCACAAUUAAAAAUGCUAAACUAUUGCGAUUUCUGUUAUAAGCAAGGUCUUAGUGAAACCCUUAAUUAUUUGGCUGUUUUAAUCGGUGAAAAUUUCGAAAAAUACGAUGAUAUAUCGAAAAUGUCGGAUAUUUUAGAUGUCAGAGUGUACGCAUUAGCAUUACAAAAAUAA